AUGGGUGAUGAUGAAGCUGCUAGGAAAAAAGCUUUUGAUGAAGUUUUUAACCCGAACAGCAUUUGUGCUUGGUUGUGCAACAUGUCAAGUGAAGAGAUGGAGGAGUGGAAGAACAUGAUUGCCGGAUUUGUGUAUAAAUUUCGCGAAGUAAGUCCUCCCCCACGAGCAAGAGGCCGAAGAGGUGGUGCAAGACCGCAGCAAGCACAUCGGUAUGAGCCUACAGACAAGAUCAAGGCUCGGUUCUGGACUGCCAAGGCUAAUGUCAACACGUGGAUUGCUGACGGCAGCGUUGUAGAAGUAAUCUCAGGCAAUUGGGCGAGAUUUGGAUUAAUCAUGAACCACGGAAUACGAAUGUUUAUCGAGCCUGGAUCAUUCGACAGGUACGAGUUUGUAAUUUCCUAUCUCCCAUGA
Molecule: messenger RNA, 411 nt
Organism: Cylicocyclus nassatus
Lineage: Eukaryota; Metazoa; Nematoda; Chromadorea; Rhabditida; Strongylidae
Source: the annotation of a GenBank genome assembly